GUUCCGCCCUUUCCUCUCUCCCUUCGCAGAGAGCGCUUGCACAUCCCCCUUCCCUUUAGAACGCGCACAACUAACUUUGGGGACAACCGCUGGCCAGUAGAUAAUACAGGAUAGUCUACCCGUCGCACAGUGACAGAACUGAGACGCAAGGUUGAAGGAGGCCAUUUGAAAUCGGACAUUCUCACUCUUGUUCGACUGCAGAGGACUGGGCACAAUUGUUAUCAACAAAUUACAUUUUCAACAUUUGUUCUUGGGGGGACUUUUAUGCAAAAUGAACCAAAAUAAUCUGAUGCUGUUUCAAUGUGUGCUCCUGUUGUGCCUGGGCACCUGUCUAAGCCAAAGGGACUGUACAAGCGUGGAUUGUCCAGUGUUGGACAACUGCAUCGAGGAGGUUUUGGAGAACGGAGCUUGCUGUGCCACCUGUGUUAAAAUAGGAUGCUCAUGUGAAGGUUACCAGUACUAUGACUGCAUCCAUGCAGGAUUCCGGAAUGGUAAAGUUCCAGAGGGAGAAUCUUACUUUGUGGAUUUCGGAAGCACAGAAUGUUCUUGUCCACAGGGAGGCGGGAGGAUCGGGUGCCAUUUCAUCCCGUGUCCCGAGAUCCCUCCCAACUGCAUCGCUGUCGCGGAACCCGCGGAUGGGUGUCCGCAGUGUGAGCGCAUUGGCUGUAUCCAUAUUAACCAGAAAUACAAGGCAGGUCACUCCUUCCAGAUGGACCCUUGUCAGGUGUGUCACUGUCCUAAUGAUGGCGGGAGCCUGAUGUGUUCCCCUAUCCCUGACUGUGACUCUGGUAACGUUAAGAAGCCCAUGAUAGCAACAACCACACAGCACAACAACCCUCCGAGAGACCUCAGCAAACUGCAUGAUAACAAACAGACAAGCCCGCUAGACCCAUUCGCCACCGCUAACACCCUACCUCUUUACAAAGAGGAGCCAUCUGUCCUGGAUGAAGAUGAGGAUUAUGACUACACACUGCUUGACCCCACAUCUACCACUCCACAAGACCUGGUCCAGCCAACAGAAUCUACCAUGGUGUCACCAUCCUAUGCUGAGACAAGCUCUUCUCCUUAUGAGAUUUUGAAUGACCUGAGGCAGGAGCUGAGAGAGAGACUAGGAACAUACGAUCAGGAGCGAACAGAGGAGGCGGCCAUUACUGAGGAUCCACAUCACAUAGAUCAGACCACCUCAAGGGCCCAGGGUGAGUCAACAACAUCAACAACUAAACAGGAAGUGAUCUCAGAGAGCCAAAGGCGUCAACAGGAGGUUGUUGACCGGGACAACAGGCAUCACAGAGACAGUGACAGAAUGAUGAAGAUUGACAGUUCGGAGGACGUCACACCAACUGUCCGUAGUGACAAGGGAGUGAGACACACUGGCCUCCACGGACAAAGAGACAGCCACAGCAGUCACCACCAUGAUGGCAGUCAUUUAUCCCAAAGUCAUGGAAGGCACCUUGAGGAGCACCUUGAGGAGCAGCGUGAGGAGCCCAGAACGCCCCAGAGUAAACCUGACCAGGAGUCUUCAUUCCCCACAGAGAAGUUCAGCCCGACCAGCAGAGCUCCUGUCACGAGGGAGGAGGGAGACCAGCUGGCCAGGAGACAGCCCCACACCCUCUUCAACUACCAGGGCCCAAACGAACAGCCUGGAAACACUGAGGUUUCUUCCAAGGAGUUGGUGGAGACCUGCUGUGAGACAGGGGAGAAGUGGGCCUCAGCCAAUGGCCACUGCAGCAACAUGGAGCUCCCCAGAGAGGACAGACACUCCAUCUGUCGGACGGCUCAGAGACAGUGCUGUCUGGGCUCUCUGAAGGAGAGUCGCUGUUUCUCUGGUAUGAAUGCAGCCAGAGAGGGAGUUGUGUGUGAGAUGGACAACAAUGACCAGUGUGGAGCUGACUCCUUCAAGGAGUGUUGUAGCUGCUGCUCUCUGGGGCUGAGGUUCCGUAGGGAGGGCCACCGCUGUGAGGCCCACCAGUACCUGGGCUACCCCUGCAGCCACGUCUUCCUCACCUGCUGUGAGGGAGAGGAGGAGGUGGCGAGAGAGGAGGGGGAGGGAGAUGGCUUGUACACCCUCCGAGAGAGGCCUGUGCUUGACCCGACCACAGUGCCAAAGAGAGUGUCAGACAGUCCGUUCCCUAAAGAGGCCUUCUCCAUCGGGGAGGAGGAGGAGCAGGAGAGGGAGAACACGGUGGAGGGCCCUCUUGAGAUGGAGGAUGUAGAUGAGUGCCAGGUUUACCAGGGAACAUUAUGCCACCACAGGUGUAUCAACACCCCAGGCUCCUUCAGGUGUGCCUGCUACCCUGGCUAUGUACUGCAGAAGGACGCGGUCAGCUGUGUGCCAGAGACGGUCGAUGAAGAGAACAAGUUGAGAGAGGAUGACAGGCCAGAGGUUGAGGCUACCUCCACCGCACCCUCCACCACUCCAACCUCUGUUAACCCCUGUGAGGGAAAUGGCAUCUGUAUGCAACAGUGCUCCCCAGUGGCUGGUAGACCUGGCUGCUCCUGUUUCCCUGGAUUCUCUCUGAUGGCUGACGGACAAUCAUGUGAAGAUAUCAAUGAGUGUUUGAUGUCCACUCGUACCUGUCAGAUGAACGAGAGAUGUGUGAACACGGCUGGUAGUUUUGUGUGUCAGAUCACCUGUUCUCUGGGUUACCAGAUCAACAACGACGUCUGUGAAGAUGUUGAUGAGUGUUUUCAGGGGACUCAUAACUGUGGGCCAGGCUUUGAGUGUGUGAACAGUGAGGGCUCGUUCAGGUGUAAUGCCAAACCUCGCUGCUCCAUGGGCUUCACACAGGACACACAUGGAAACUGCAUUGAUAUAGAUGAAUGUGGUGUAGUGGGCCAGCCCUGCAGUCCAGGCUUUAACUGUAUCAACACUGUGGGAUCCUACAGCUGCCAGAGGAAGAUCAUAAUGUGUAGCCGUGGUUACCAUGCCAGCCCAGACGGAGCCAGAUGCAUAGAUGUGGAUGAGUGUCAGAGCGCUCUGCACCGCUGUGGGGAUGGACAGAUCUGCCACAACCUGCCCGGCUCCUACCGCUGUGACUGCCAGACGGGCUACCAGUACGACAUGUUCAGGAAGACUUGUGUGGGUAGGUACUACAUAGACGAGUGUACCAUCGGGGCCCAUAACUGCUCCUUGGCUGAGACCUGCUACAACAUCCAGGGAGGCUUUCGCUGUCUGUCCUUCAAUUGUCCACAGAACUACCGCAAAUCCUCUGACAUGCGCUGUGAACGACAGAGCUGCCCCAACUUGCUGGACUGUCAGAACUCUCCUCUCAGAAUCACCUACUACCACCUGAGCUUCCAAACCAACAUCGUCAUCCCUGCCCAGAUCUUCCGCAUCGGCCCCUCCCCCGCCUACUCCGGGGACAACGUCAUCAUCAGCAUCACCCAGGGCAACUUGGAGAACUACUUUAGCACGCGGAAGCUGAACGCCUACACGGGCGCGGUGUACAUGCACAGGCAGGUGCGUGAGCCACGGGACUUUCUGAUUGAUGUGGAGAUGAAGCUUUGGAGACAGGGCACCUUCACUACGUUCCUGGCCCGGAUCUAUGUCUUCAUCACGGCCAACUCACUCUAACAGACUGGUCCCCAGCCUCACCCUACUUCCACCCUUGUCCCACCCCCUCAAUGGACAGCCCAUUCCCUUCUAUCCCCCUAGCCCUACCCCUCAAUAGACAGCCCACCCCCUUCUAUCCCCCUUACUCUACCCCGCAAUGGACAGCCCAUCCCCUUCUAUCCC
Salvelinus sp. IW2-2015 is the source of this 3736-nucleotide messenger RNA. The record is from RefSeq and is a predicted model, not a curated record. Lineage: Eukaryota; Metazoa; Chordata; Actinopteri; Salmoniformes; Salmonidae.